Molecule: messenger RNA, 723 nt
Organism: Vicia villosa (hairy vetch)
Lineage: Eukaryota; Viridiplantae; Streptophyta; Magnoliopsida; Fabales; Fabaceae
Exons: 4
Coding region: 1-723 (240 amino acids)
Source: RefSeq, a predicted model, not a curated record
AUGGAGAAGCCGCCUAAGAUGGGAAAGUAUGACGGAAAGGGAGACCCCGACGAGUACAUGAAACUCAUCAAGGAUCGGUUGAAUGACUUGAGCGCUGAUGAAACAUCCAACUCUAAAUUAUUUGCAUUAACUCUUAUUGGAAUGACUAGGAAGUGGUUCAGUGGCUUACCAAACGGGAGCAUUGCUUGUGUUGAACAAGUAGAAAAUGUUGAUGGUGAUGUUGAUGUUGUUAUUUGCAUUGACACUGGCGAGGAAGGAGAUAAAGAGGGAUUGAAAUUUUCUAAUAAGAAAUUUUCUAAGGCUUGUGUUAAACAAUUAGAAAAUGUUUAUAAUGGUGAUGAUGAUGGUGAUGCUGAUGACAUUACCCACAUUGAUGUUAAAAAUGAGGAACAAAGUGGAGAUAUUGUUGGUGAAGGAGGUGAUGAUAGCCGUGGUGAUGAUGAUGGUGUAAAAUCUAUUCGAGGUUUACGUGUUGGGGAUGAACGUCAUUCUAUUAAACCAAAAAAGAAGAAGAUGAUGGAGAGGAAGGGAAGGGAUUUUAAAAAUGAAUUUGAUGAUUGUGAAGAAAGUGAGGAAAUUGAGACUAGUGAUGAAGAAUUUCAAGUUGAUAAUGUGAAUGAAGUUUUUAACAGUGAUGAUAGUUGUGGUGAUGAUGAUGAUGAUGUACAAUCUGUUCGAGGUUUACGUGUUAGGGAUGAAAGUGAUUCUAUUAAACCAAAGUAG